Messenger RNA from Rotaria sordida, 234 nucleotides. The record is from the annotation of a GenBank genome assembly. Lineage: Eukaryota; Metazoa; Rotifera; Eurotatoria; Philodinida; Philodinidae.
AUGGACAUUGUUGCGAUGAACAAAUAUCCAUUAAUGAAUUGGAUUUUGGAUUUAUAUACACCAUAUUAUCAACGUAAAGCUGAUCGUCUAAUUGUGAUGUUUCAUUUCUUGAUGGUGAUACAUGAAACAUUAUCCUUAACUCGGAAUGAUGGAAAUUCAAUAACAAUGAUGUACGUCAAAAAAGGUCAACAUAUUCGUGCUCUUCAUGAUAUUGCAGCUGGUCGUCAAGAAUAG